This is a messenger RNA of Salvia miltiorrhiza (redroot sage), 904 nucleotides long. Its product is annotated as MYB-like transcription factor EOBII. Gene Ontology annotation, biological process: regulation of DNA-templated transcription. NCBI's taxonomy places the organism in Eukaryota, Viridiplantae, Streptophyta, Magnoliopsida, Lamiales, Lamiaceae. The transcript has 3 exons. Gene Ontology annotation, molecular function: sequence-specific DNA binding; DNA-binding transcription factor activity. The record is from RefSeq and is a predicted model, not a curated record. Bases 30 to 827 code for a protein of 265 amino acids. Gene Ontology annotation, cellular component: nucleus.
AUAAUGACAUGAAGUUUGAGAUUUGAUUAAUGACGAUGCACCAAUAUAAAUAUGCAGCAAACACAAGCACCUUUUGCCAAGGAAUUUACUACACAACAUAUAUAUAUAUAUAUAUACACACAGAGAGAUAUAUGGCACAGUAUGCGAGGUGUGGAGUGAUGGAAGAGGAGUGGAGAAAAGGGCCGUGGACUGCCGAAGAAGACAGAUUGCUUGUUGAGUAUGUGAAGUUGCAUGGUGAAGGCAAAUGGAACGCUGUCGCUAUGCUUGCAGGAUUAAAAAGAAAUGGAAAGAGCUGCAGAUUGAGAUGGGUGAAUUACUUGAGGCCAGAUCUUAAGAGAGGCCGAAUAACCCCUUAUGAGGAGAGUGUCAUCCUUGAACUACAUGCUAGAUGGGGUAACAGGUGGUCAACAAUUGCUAGAAGUCUGCCGGGAAGGACCGACAACGAAAUCAAGAAUUAUUGGAGGACUCACUUCAAAAAAAAGGGCAAAUCUACUUCUCGAAAUACUGAGAAAUUGCGGGCUCGCCUUCUUAAAAGACAACAAUUUCAACAACAACAGCUCCAACAACAACGAUACCAACAAGAUGAAAUAGAUAUGAAAAAAAUCAUAUCGUUGUUUUACGAAAACGACACUAAGCUAUCGACUUCCGAUGAGUCAAGCCACGAACUUGUUGUGCACACGAGCCCACUCGUCGAGCAAGAAGUCCUGCCGGAGGCCCCCAAUGAUUUGAGCAUAUGGGAUGGCUUAUGGAGCAUGGAUGAUCUCCAUGGAAAUAAUUGCUUAAAUAGGGCUAUUUAUCAGCACAAUUUGGUUUCACAUUUCUUUUGAGCUCUUUAGGUACAAGUACUGUUCGUGUGUUGAAAUAAAAAAUCAUUGAAAACCAAAGAAGGUUUUCGACUUGAAUA